This is a messenger RNA of Camellia sinensis, 2116 nucleotides long. Its product is annotated as UDP-glycosyltransferase 73C3. Lineage: Eukaryota; Viridiplantae; Streptophyta; Magnoliopsida; Ericales; Theaceae. Gene Ontology annotation, molecular function: UDP-glucosyltransferase activity. The record is from RefSeq and is a predicted model, not a curated record.
AACAGUUCAACCAAACAGGACAAAGAGAACACUACAAAAGCCCAACAGACCCCAAUAUUUCAAAAUCAUUUUCAAUACACUAUAUAUCACUUGAAUAUUUCACAACACCUCCAAUCCUCCAUCCUCCAACAACCCAAAUGGCAACAAUAAUGUCAUCUUCACAAAUUGACCAUCUUCACUUUAUCUUAAUACCCCUCAUGUCCCCAGGUCACCUUCUCCCCAUGAUAGACAUGGCCAAACUGCUCUCACACCACGGUGUCACUGUGACCAUAGUCACCACCCCCGUCAACACCGCCCGUUUCAUCUCCACCAUCCCUCGAGCAGUCGAAUCCGGACACCGGAUCCGACUCCUCGAGCUCCCAUUCCCGGCCACCACGGCCGGCCUUCCCGAGGGGUGCGAGAACAUGGACUCGCUCCCCUCCCGAAGCUCAAUCAAGAGCUUCUUCGUGGCAUCUUCGAUGCUCCAAAAACCCUUCGAAGAAGCGUUUCAUGAGCUAAAACCACCUCCGAGCUGCAUAAUCUCCGGCAAAAAUCUCGCCUGGACGGUGGAAACAGCCCGGAAGUUUCGGAUUCCGAGGUUUUUUUUCGAUGGAAUGGGAUGUUUCGCUUUCUCGUGCACUCAUAACAUGGAGGUGUCGAAGGUUCACGAGACAGUAUCGGAGUUUGAGAGCUUUGUGGUGCCCGGUUUGCCUCACCGGAUCGAGCUGACUAGAGCUCGGUUACCGGAAAGUCUCAAUCCGGGCUCAACGGACCUGAUCGAUGUUCGGAACAAAAUGAUCUCAGCUGAGUCUGUAGUAGAUGGGAUUUUGAUCAAUACUUUUGAAGAGUUGGAGUUGGACUAUGUCAAACAGUAUAGAAAGAUUAAAGGUUGUAAGAUAUGGUGUAUCGGUCCGGUUUCAGCUUGCAACAAGCUGAGCUCUGAAAAGGCGGAGCGAGGCGGAGGUGGGAAAGAUGCCAUUUAUUAUUUGAAGUGGCUCGACGCGCAAGAGCCAAACUCGGUGAUCUAUGCUUGUUUGGGAAGCAUUUGUGGGCUUACAGGCUCACAACUCAAAGAACUGGGGCUAGGCUUGGAAAAGUCAAACAAGUCAUUCAUAUGGGUUAUAAGAGGUGGACAGAGAUCAUUGGAACUAGAGAAGUGGCUCGCGGAUGAGAAAUUUGAAGAGAGGAACAAAGAUCGAGGUCUUUUGAUCCGCGACUGGGCUCCACAAGUCCUCAUCUUGUCCCACCCGGCCAUUGGAGGCUUCUUGACACACUGCGGUUGGAAUUCAACAACAGAAGGCGUUUCCUCUGGCGUGCCGAUGGUGACGUGUCCAUUGUUCGCGGAGCAAUUUAUUAAUGAGAAGUUGGUGGUUGAGGUGUUGGCAAUUGGUGUCAGUGUGAGGGUGCAGAGGGCUGUGACAUGGGGGAUGGAGGACAAGUGUGGGGUGGUGAUGAGGAGAGAGAAUGUGAAAGAGGCUAUAGAGAAGGUGAUGGAGAGAGGAAAGGAAGGAGAGGAGAGAAGGAAGAGAGCAAGGGAGGUUGGAGAGAUGGCAAAGAGGGCUAUUGAAGAAGGGGGAUCUUCUUACCUCAACAUCAAGAUGUUCAUCCAAGAUGUACUCCAUCUCCAACACACGAAAAUAGGAAGUCAACUUUGUGAGUGAGUUUCAAGCGGUGAACACUGUGUUGGUGCUCAACACAGAGUUAAGCAGUGGUGAAGACGUCGUUGGUGCUUAGCAAGACCCCCAGAUCCAACAUUACUGCAUUCCAUGGAUGCACAGUUCUGGAAAAAAAUUUUUUAUAACUGUUCGGCAGUACAGAGUUGAAUUAAAUGAAAUAGUUCGACCUUAGUAAUUCGAACAAAUUGCAUUUGUUCGGUUUUAGAUAGUCGAACAAAUGGAAUAUGUUCGAUUGUAGUCUGUUGAUCAUAUGUAAUUUGUUCAAUUGUAGUCUGUUGAACAUAUGUAAGUUGUUCGAUUGUAGUUUGUUGAACAUAUGUAAUUUGUUCAAUUGUAGUCUGUUGAACAUAUGUAAAUUGUUCGAUUGUAGUUUGUCGAACAAUGAUAUAUUAUUCACCUCUACCGAAUAACUAUUUACCACUCAUACACAAAAACGAAGACAAAAAUAACAAAAAAAUAAU